ACCUCCCAGCAGUCGUUGGAUCCUGGGCGAGUUUCGCUGCAAAGAAGAAGAAAAAAAGAAAAGAAACAGCCCACAGUGGUUCAAGCUUCAGUCUAUACAGCAGAGCAAAGCACAGCGCAACAGCUUACCAUACAGGAAGGAGAGCAGGUGCCAGCGCACUCUAAACUACUCAUUAUUUUACUGAUGAGACAACAGGAGCGAGUGAGACAGCAGCUGCUGACAGAAGCUGACCUGCAGAUCGACGCAGUUGGUGUUCAAUUGGAGGAAAUCUGCUGGACAUGGAUUAUUGGUGCCCUUCUUCGCCGCUUUGGAUUUAGUUAGUCCCUGCGACCUUUUUUUACGUGUAGUUCCCGGGGACGCCAAGAACAGGUGGAUCCUGUUUCUGUGUCAGGCUCAAACCGGCUUCCAUUGACCGUUCACCUUUAUGGGGAAUCAGGUGGAGAAACUAACGCAUCUAAAUUACGCGGAGGUGCCAACGUCGGACCCAAAUGGGUUCGACCCGGAAGACGACGGACCGCGGAUUGGCGUGUCUUACAUUUUUUCCAACGACGACGACGAUGACCAGGACGAGAAUUUUGAUCACUUUCCAGCGGACAAACACCAGGUAAACCAUGAAGAGAAGCCCUUUGACCCCCGGGACGAGCUGGAGUGCGCGAUCUAUUAUCGAGAGGAGUGCGUCUUUGAAAGAAAAACCGGAGCCGCGACUCACUCCGCGGAAAGUCUGAUGAACAAGUGCAGACCGGGAGACCUGCUGGAGUUCGUGGCCACUGGACAGUAUCCGCACUGGGCUGUUUACGUCGGGGACUUCCAGGUGGUUCAUUUGCACCGGGCUGAAAUCAAGAACAACUUUCUCACCGACGUGAGCCAGGGUAAACAAGGCCGGAUAGUGAACAGCCUCUACAGGUACCGCGCGCUCCCGCCAGAGGUGAUUGUGCGCAACGCGCUGGACCACGUUGGGUCAAGAGACAGGGAGCUGUACUGGAGAAAUUCUGAGUGUUUUGCAGCCUGGUGCCGCUUUGGCAAACGGGAAUUUAAAAUCGGAGGGGAGAUCAGGAUUGGAAAGCAGCCGUACAGGUUAAAACUGCUGUUUUCAGAGAAGAAAAGUCACGUCCUUGAAUUUCAAAGCCUGGAAGACGUGAUCAUGGAAAAGAGGAGGAACGAUCAGAUUGGUAAAGGUGCCGUGAUGCAAGAGCUGGCCAACCAUUUGAAUACAACACAUGAAAUCAAAGAGGAGAAUUUUGUUAACUGACACUGGAUGCUCUGGUCAUCUGGAGAGGAUUUGAGGUUCCGCGGUGAUGUUCCAUGCUCCAUUUAAGCGCUUAGCCCAUGAGGUCACGUAAACGUGUACACUGUGCCAACAAAUGUGCAUAUUCAGAGGGAGUUUAUGGUGCAUCAUGAAAAUAUUUUUCACCCACUGUAAGAGGAAUUUGUGACUUCCAACUAAAAUGCUUUAACAAAGAUCAGCGGGGUUAAAGCAGCAUUUCCAUACCUUAAUUUGCAUUGAAAACAAAUAAAAAUGAACACACCCCAGUGGCAAAUAUCCCUCCCUCCUUUUAUAAGAAAAUGAGAUUUCAGUCUCAACCCCGGGUUAAGCAACUUGUUAUGGCGGAUACAAUUUGCAUUGGAGCUUCACCUGCAGUCUAAUCAGUCGGGAAUGAAGUUAGAAAUUAACUGUCCUUAAUUAUUUUUCUAAUCCAGCAAUGCUUUGCAGAGAGGAGCAAAAAACUGUCCUUUUAGUCCUGACUGACAAGAGUGCUCAAGCUGCUUGCUCCUGUACAACUCAGGUGUUGGAGACCAACCCACAGAGUGGAAGAGAGAGACUGCUACUCAACGUUAUGGUGUUUCAAGCUGGUGGAUUGCCUUCUGUUGCUUUAUAUCCAAUCAUCACACAGCUUUACCUUCUCUUGGACUACUUUGUGGACACUGUUGACAGCUAUGACUGGGCACUUUUAUUAAUUCACCUGUUACAACAGUUUAUUUUUUGAAGUAGAAAGAUGUUUGUAUGAAGGAUUAUGGAAAUAAAUAUAUAUUUGAAGAGUAA
Molecule: messenger RNA, 2041 nt
Organism: Oreochromis niloticus (Nile tilapia)
Lineage: Eukaryota; Metazoa; Chordata; Actinopteri; Cichliformes; Cichlidae
Gene: lratd2b
Product: LRAT domain containing 2b
Exons: 2
Coding region: 425-1249 (274 amino acids)
Source: RefSeq, a predicted model, not a curated record